Messenger RNA from Sphaeroforma arctica JP610, 415 nucleotides. RefSeq lists its product as hypothetical. The transcript is spliced from 4 exons. The record is from RefSeq and is a predicted model, not a curated record. The annotation marks the transcript as partial. Lineage: Eukaryota; Ichthyosporea; Ichthyophonida.
AUCGGCCGAGGCGACAAUUGGAAUCACUCUGGACGAACUGAGGGACAAAUCUUUGCACACAGCCUUCGUCUCAGCCCAACGGAAUAACAUGCUCCGGCUACUGUCUUCAGGGCGAACCAUGACCAGUGUCCAUGCAACCUUUGAGAAAAGUGGAUACGAAGUGAUACUGAACAUCAGCGGAUUCGAAGGGAAGGCCUCUACGGUGGUCUGUAUGGCCGAUAAAACGAAGGAGAUGGAUUUGACACACCAGCUGAACUCUAUAGAGGAGAUUGUAUCGACCAUGUCCGACAUCUCUUUCAACGGCAUGGCGGAGAUCGACGCAGAUGGCAUUCUGCUGGCCAUGAAUCCAAGAUUGGAGAAGUACAAUCAGUACAAUAACACACUCGUUAUUGCUGUUAAAGUAGUGGUGGUAUGA